CUGCGACAGAGAGCCAUGAGCCACUCCAGACACAUGGGCAAGAUAAGGAAAAGGCUGGAGGAUAUCAAGAACCAGUCCCAGAAGCUGACAAAAGCGGAUUUCAGCCACAACGAAAGCAUAAGGUUGGCCACCGACGCCUUCCUGGACGGUGGGACAGACUCUUACCUCCAAACUUUAAGCAAAGAAGGCGAGGUGGAUUUCCUCUCCUCAGUGGAAGCUCAGUAUAUAAAGGAUAACACCAGGGAGUCCUAUUAUGCGCAGGAGUCCCUGGCUGCCGACGGGGCGACUGCACCAAAGCAGAACGAUACCGGGUCACUCCCUUCAGGGACCUACUUCCCCACCAUUUCUGACAGCAGUGAGCCAGCUCUGCUGCACACAUGGAUUACAGCAGAGAAGCCCUAUUUAAAGGAAAAAUCCACUGCUACUGUGUAUUUCCAAACAGAGAAGAACAGCAACAUUAGAGACAUCAUACGCCGGUACAUCAACAAGACCACUCAGGUGCUAGCUAUCGUGAUGGAUGUGUUCACAGACACUGAGAUUCUUUGUGACCUCCUGGAGGCAGCUAACAAGCGCAUGGUGUUUGUCUACCUGUUACUCGAUCAUGGCAAUAUAAAUCUCUUCUCGGAGAUGUGCGACAAGUUGCAAAUUGCUGAGGAUCUCUUCAAGAAUAUUUCAGUCCGCAGUGUUACUGGAGAGGUUUACUGUGCCAAAUCAGGCAGGAAAUUUUCAGGACAAAUACAGGAAAAAUUUCUUAUCUCUGACUGGAGAUAUGUGCUCUCUGGAUCUUACAGCUUCACAUGGUUAUGCGGCCAGGUUCACCGCAACCUCCUCUCCAAGUUCACGGGUCAAGUUGUGGAGCUGUUUGAUGAAGAGUUCCGACACCUUUACGCACUGUCCAAGCCUGUGAGGGGACCAAAGUCUCCACCACGUACCAUGCCCUUCCUGUUCAGCAGGAGCUGGGCUCCCCAGCGCAGCCUUCCCUACAGCAACGAGGAAAGUGCUAACACUCUUUCUGAUCCCUUCAGCAGCCUCUCAGCCGGCAGCACCCACCAGACCAAGCAAACCCCAAGAACUCUCAUAUUCAGCAGCAACUUCACCCCCCAGUCACCUCUCCAUAGAGUUAAUUCCUUCCACAGCUAUGUCUCAUUCACAGCCCCACCACCACAGAAGGCCAUCCAGGCUAACUACUAUCAGCCACACUAUGUGGCCGAUAACUCCGCAGUUCUGUACAACAACAUGAACAUUUACAGACCUAUAAGACUCAGACAAGAGGAACCAAACAGGACAGGGUUAAGCUCACCCUGGAGAUGCCUCCACAAAGCUAACCUGUUUGCAUAAUAACCACCUUGUUUUGAAUUGCAAGUAAAUGUAGCGAGGACCUGUUUAGCAAUCGCUUGUGUACUGAUGAAUAUAGAAAUUCUGUAUAAUACAAAAUGAGGAUGAUUUCAAGCCUCUUGUUUUGUUUUGCUGCUUAUGGAUGCUUCGUUUCCCUAAUUAAAAAGCCAAGCCUGCUAACAUGUAAACCUUGAGUGCAUCAUGAUUCCAGGAAGAAUGCAUCUAAAUAAUGCUGCUCACAGUGCAACACUGCUGCUGCCUAUCACCUGCCCUUGGUAGCAUAUUUGUGUAGCAGUAGAUUUAGGUGGUUAACUGUUUUUCAUACGGCCAGGCACCUGAAAGUGGGGUAAGUCACAGUUUAUUACUAUGCAUUUUAUGCACUUGCAUAAGGGGACUGAAGGCUGCUAUUUAUGUGCCAAACUGAGGCGAUGCUGGCAGCAGCAGUCUACCUUCAUGCUGUUAUCGCACCUUAAUCGUGAUUUAGGAGGACUCCUUUAGGGCUGACGGGGAAGCACAGUUUCUACCACUGCACUGUCUCAGAGCUGUCUGCUUGAGGUGCACAGCAAGGACAUCUGUUCCCAAGGUUUCUCGGAAGGGACCUGCUAACCAUGACAUGGACUGAGACCGACAAUUCAGGUUAUGGAGGACAUCUUGCAGCCACCGUAUACUCACUUCCACUCAUUAGCAACAUGGGUGCCUUCCAGCACACUUUGUUACAAACCUCCGAUCCCACCAGCUCAGAGCAAUUUUCCUUACUGCAGAGCAGCCGUGUAGAUUCAGACUGGAAAAUGAAGCUGAGUAAAGAAGCAAAGUCCUACUAUUAACACACCAGGACUGAGUUCCAAUUCAUUUAAUAGCAUGUGGAUCUUAGAAAUUCUCUCAGUGGACAUUUGAUUGAACGUUAAGUUAGAGAUAACGAUGCUGUAUUUCAGAAGUAUUUCAGAGUUCUUCAAGGUUUCUAAUUUUUAAAGAGAAACUCGGUGUCUGUAGUGGCUGUCGAAUACAGUUACAGAGGGAGUUACAGAGGUUCAGCAGCUUGAACCAAAACACAAAGACUUUCUGCCAAAUAAUCCAUGAAAACGAAGGAAACUUCUGUAAGUGAAAGGCAAAAAUUACUAAGAAAAUUCAUGAAAUGAAGGAUUUCCAUCCAAAUCCCAAAGUUACUAGAUGCCUAACAUCUACUGAUUUAUCAUUAGAUUAUUUUUUUUACACCUGCUUUAUAUCAUCUUUCAUCUGACACCAACAGAAAACAGAAAUCUAAACACAUCUGCUCAUCUGGUCCAUUUUGCCUGACUUCUCACCUGCUCUAAAAGGAAUACAAUUUAAUUAUUUAGGCUGUGGAUUAUGAAAAUUGUAUACAGAGCAAGAUCUCAGGUGAGGAAAGCUCAUCCUUGGAAGAGCUAUCAUUUUGAAAGUAUACUGGUAAAGUUCACAGAACAUUGUGAAAGGUACAGGAUGGACACAUCCUGCUCUAGCUUUGGUGUGGCCAUUUUUACCUGUGAUCCCAAAUUUUGGAGUCCAGAAUAACAAUAAACUGUUGCAUAUAAUUGUAAAUUCUGUACAUAGUGACAUUUUUCGGAUUCCUUGGGAAGAAGGGAAAGAUGAUUUUCAUUCCUAUGACAAUUCUACUUAAUUAUCUAAAUAUGGCAACCAUUCAAAUAAAAGAGAAGAAUUUCAUUAAAAUCCUUUUGAGAAUCAUUUUGUUUUUUCAUAUUGUCUUGAUUUGUGCACCUUAAGUCUCUUCUCUUCCAAAAGCUAAAUGAAUUCCAUACAGUCAGAGCCCAGGUGAAGAGGAAACACAUUUUGUUUCUUCUGAAAUCAACAGGAACAGAAUUAAACAUACAUGUCCCCCCAGCCUAAUAAAGAUUUUUCUUCUAAAUUUGAUUCAGUUCCCUGAUCCUGUUGUGGCCCAACUGCAUGUGGCACAGAGGGGGGGCUCUGGGGAGAAGUUCGUAGACCACUGCCUCUGAAGCCUUCAUUUCCUCAGGCCAUGACCCAUGAAAUCCAUGAAGGAGCUCUUCUCAUCUCUGUGGGGCAAGGUAGUUUGCCUACAGAAGUUUUGGAGAACACAGCUAAUGAGACGUCGGUAAGGGACAAGCUAAUAACCCAGGAGUACUGUGAGUUAAGAUGAGCUGAUUUCAGCCCUGGAUCAGGGACACAGCUUGUGCUAGUUCAAACAACAGCUGAACUUGAACAUCAAAUGAAUGGAAUUUCAGUUUUGAUGGAAAACAGAGUUUACCAUUUCAGCAAUGAGUUACACCAAAAAUCCUAACAGGCCCUCACAAGCUUGAUCACUCAGUGGUGAGGGGAACAUGUGGAUACAGGCAGCUGCAGAAACUACCUGUCAGGAGGUCACCCCAGGAUGCUGACAUACCUCAUCUACCUGCUGCAAGGGAAGGGCUCGAAUAAGCACUGCUACCACACAAUGCACCCUCAGCAAGUUUGCAGAUGACACCAAGCUGAGUGGUGCAGUUGAUUCACUUGAGGGAUGGGA
This is a messenger RNA of Haliaeetus leucocephalus (bald eagle), 3829 nucleotides long. It is a transcript of the gene SACK1A, whose product is annotated as family with sequence similarity 83, member A. The record is from RefSeq and is a predicted model, not a curated record. The transcript has 4 exons. NCBI's taxonomy places the organism in Eukaryota, Metazoa, Chordata, Aves, Accipitriformes, Accipitridae. Gene Ontology annotation, biological process: epidermal growth factor receptor signaling pathway. Bases 16 to 1338 code for a protein of 440 amino acids.